AUGGGCAUCCAAACGCACGUGGAGGACCUCGAACCGGUCAGCUGGGCCUUGAUGGCCCUCGCCAUUCUCUUGGUCAUCGUCAGGUUGACGAUCCGCUACACUGCCACACGCGAACUUCGUACUGAGGAUAUCAUGGUCGGCGCUGCUAUGUUGAUGGACAUUGGAGCGACUGUAGCCUUGGCACUGGCCGUACAACUCGGUGGACUUGGGAAGCACCGAGCCACCUUGACACAGCAGCAAAACGACGCUAGAACAAAGGCCAAUUACGCCCAACACCUCCUCUACAUCGCUGUCAUUGCAACCGCCAAGAUCUCCAUGACCAUCUUCUUCCGGCGGCUCGCUGUCAAGAAAAUCCACCACCGCAUAACCUGGGCCCUCGCCGUCGUCAUCGCCCUCUGGGCCAUCAGCGCCGAGCUCGUCGUAGCCUUCCAAUGCCCCAUGCCGCAUCCCUGGGACCCCACAGCGUAUCCCGCGGGCUCCUGCCUGCCCGAGAAGAUCUGGCUCUACGUGGUCGUCGUCGAUUGCCUGACCGAAGCGCUGAUCAUGGCGCUGCCCUUUUGGAUAAUCUGGAACGUGCGGAUCCCCCGGCGCAAGAAGUGGUUGAUACAGACGCUGUUCGCGUUCCGCAUCGUCGUCAUCGCCGCCAGUAUCACCCGCUACAUCGCCUCCCAAGCGCGAUCUACAUCCCCUUCCUCCUCCACCACCACCUCCUCCACCACCACCACCGCAAGAGCAGCGGCGCCGCCGCCGGCAGCACAGCCCGCCGCCCCCGCCGCCGCCCCCUUCGACACCUCCUACGACCAGACCGGCUACUGGCUGUGGACCGACCUGCACAGCACCAUCGCCAUCAUCGCCGCCUGCAUCCCCGCCCUCAAGCCCUUCCUCGAGUGGUCCGCCGGGCGCAUCGCGGGCACCAUGGCGGCUUCGUCGUCGGCGUCGGCGUCGGCAGCGGCGGCGUCGUCGUCGUUGUCCGGUGGCGGCCGGGCCGGAGGCGGCGGUUCCGGCUACUCCGCUUCGAGGUACGGCGGGUUUCGACGGUCCAAGUCGAAGACGAGGGGGUAUGGGUGCGGUGGGGAUGCGGGGCGCGAUGGUUAUGAGGGUGAUGAUGAUGGGGGGAAGGUGUAUCGGAUGAGAGCGUUCUCGGUGGGAGGGGGAGGAGGGGGAAGAGGAGGGAAAGUUGGGAGGAAGGAGACGAAGGGGUACCAUGAUGGUGUUGACAGCAUGGACAGGGUCGUGGUGGUGCAGGGUGGUGGUGAUGAUUAUCAUAUGAGGAGGGAAUGCAGCUGUGAGAGCGUGGCGGAGACGGAGGCGAGCGAGGCGGGCAUCAUUGCCGGUGCCGAACGCAAGGCGAAGUGGGAAGCGACGAGCUCCGAUGGUUGCCCUCACAUGUCGCCGACGAGGACGGCGGCAGAUUAUGACGUGGGUGGGGAAAGGGGGUUGCAUGCUUUGUAG
Messenger RNA from Diplodia corticola, 1452 nucleotides. RefSeq lists its product as uncharacterized. Lineage: Eukaryota; Fungi; Ascomycota; Dothideomycetes; Botryosphaeriales; Botryosphaeriaceae. The transcript is spliced from 5 exons. The record is from RefSeq and is a predicted model, not a curated record. Bases 1 to 1452 code for a protein of 483 amino acids.